AUGGCCCUACUACGCCCCCGUCACCACUUAUCAACAGUCACUGCCUUCUCUUUUCUUUUAUUUUUCUCUGCCUCAGCUGCAACAUUCUCCCAACUAGGUAGUGGAGUACUUCAAGAGGGAGGAGAAGAGAGGGAAAAGGGAAGCGAGUUAAGGGCAUUUCAGCGAGUCCUGACUGAGAAGCGACUCGGUGGACCAGGUUCUUCACCGCCUUCGUGUAGAUCCAAGUGUGGCAAGUGCUCGCCAUGUAAACCAGCUCACGUGCCAAUUCAACCUGGUUUGAGUGUGCCAUUAGAGUAUUACCCAGAGGCUUGGAGAUGCAAGUGUGGCAACACGCUCUUUAUGCCUUAA
This is a messenger RNA of Dovyalis caffra, 348 nucleotides long. Lineage: Eukaryota; Viridiplantae; Streptophyta; Magnoliopsida; Malpighiales; Salicaceae. The record is from the annotation of a GenBank genome assembly.